GUUGCUCUAAGCUACCCAGUUUGGGACACUUUGUUAAGGCAGCCUGGGAAACUAAUAUGUCCGGGGAAGAGCAGGACAUCACGUUGGCAUGUGGGUCUUGGGGCCAUGGAGAGGGUGUGAAUGGGGGCUCCGGAUGGUGGAGGGCUGCCUGGGGAGGAGGACCAAGCUUUUCAAUUAAGUGAUGAGAGCGUGGCCCAUGUAUUCCGAGAAGAAACUUUAACUGGUUUCCAGAAAGGCAUCCUGGGGAUGGGGUGGGGUGCAGGUGGGAUCCUCCCAGCAGCACCCUCUCACGGGGCGCUGAGGGAGAGCCAUAGCUGCUCAGCGGAGGGGGCAGGGGCUUUCCUCCCCAGGAGUCUAGCCUCCAGUCCCUAGGCCGGGCUGGGGGGAAAGAUCAGAGGAGACAGACCAACUUGGCAUUGGCGGUGGGGAGACAGGAGCUACCAGACCUUCUUGUUUUGGGAGUCGGGGGUGGGCAACCAGACCAGGGGAGAGUGAGUAGAGGAAGGGUGGCCAGGAGACAGAGGCCAGCUGGUGGUGCCUCAGGGGUCCUCGGGCCCAGCUUCCCCUCCUCCCACCACCUGCGGAUGGCAGCUGCCUUUCUGGCAGAUAUGGGUGGGCAAGCUGGGUAGCUUCAGACCUCACCUCGGCUGCCCUAUGGCCCUGUCCUCUCCCUAGGGGACCCAGCCAGCCCAAGCUCCCCACUGUGGGGACGCUGCUUUGGCCAACUGCUGCACCCCACCUGAGAGUCUUUGGGGCCCAGCGAGUCCUGCUGGGCCAACAAUGUCCGAACCCAGGUCACCCUGCCUCCUACCCCCCACAGCAGCCCCAGCCUCAUGCUGCAAAAACAAUUAUCUGGAUCAUCUUUAUGGGGCUUAAGCUUGGGUGGGAGCAGAUGGGGCGUGAACUGGGGAUUUGGGGCUGGGUAUCCACUCCCCGCCAUGUCCCAGUCUCUUAAAAAGCCUUCUCUGGCACGGGGCCAGGGCAGAGGCCAGCGGAGAGGUGGACAGGACCCAGGGGAGGGGAGCAGGGACAAUGAUGGACCAGGAAGAGAAGGAGGAUGGGGGCUCGGCCUCCUGCGACAAGGUGAGCAGGCCCCGCCCCCCCCCACCGCCAACUCAAGGACCCAUGAAUGACAAGGCUAAUUAGUUUGUAGGGCACCUAAUUAGCACGUGAGUCUCCUGGGACCCCCGACCCAGUUGCCGCCCAAGAAGGUGCUGGUGGGCGGGAGGGUCCGAGUGCCUAACCCAACCCCAGGGCAGAGGUCAGGGCUCUCAGUGCUGACCUCCUGUGAGGUGAGGGAUGCUGGGAUUUAGGAGCUGUCAGGGGGACGUUCCCCUGGCUCGUGUCCCAGCCCCCGGGCCACCCCACAGUCAGGCCCCAAUCUAGGACGGUGGCCCUCUCCCUCGGGGCAGCACCACGUGACGUGGCACUGCUGGUGGGGCCCCUGGGGCGGGGGCCGGGAUUGAGAAGGACACUCAUGUCUCAUUUGGAGCAGCUCUGCAGAGCAGCACACCGGCGGGCACCAUGGCAGGCUCCCCAGACCAGGAGGGCUUCUUCAACCUGCUGAGCCACGUGCAGGGCGGCCGGAUGGAGGAGCAGCGCUGCUCACUGCAGGCGGGGCCGGGCCCAGCCUCCGAGAGCCGUGAGAGUGGGCAGGGAGAGAGUGGCCCUGCACCCGAGAUGGACAGUCUCAUGGACAUGCUGGCCAGUACCCAGGGCCGCCGCAUGGAUGACCAGCGUGUGACAGUCAGCGCCUUGCCUGGCUUCCAGCCUGUGGGCCCCAAGGAUGGAGUGCAGAAACGAGCCGGGACCCUCAGCCCCCAACCCCUCCUCACCCCUCAGGACCCGACUGCACUCAGCUUCCGUCGAAACAGCAGCCCUCAGCCCCAGACACAAGCCCCAUGAGGGCCUGAGGCGUCCUGGGCCCCACUUGGCCCCCAAAAGCAGACAAU
This is a messenger RNA of Balaenoptera musculus (blue whale), 1952 nucleotides long. RefSeq names its product Purkinje cell protein 2 (gene PCP2). NCBI's taxonomy places the organism in Eukaryota, Metazoa, Chordata, Mammalia, Artiodactyla, Balaenopteridae. The transcript is spliced from 4 exons. Gene Ontology annotation, molecular function: guanyl-nucleotide exchange factor activity; protein binding. Bases 1525 to 1905 code for a protein of 126 amino acids. The record is from RefSeq and is a predicted model, not a curated record.